Lathyrus sativus (Indian pea) is the source of this 576-nucleotide messenger RNA. The record is from the annotation of a GenBank genome assembly. NCBI's taxonomy places the organism in Eukaryota, Viridiplantae, Streptophyta, Magnoliopsida, Fabales, Fabaceae.
AUGGCAAACCCAAUUCAUCUCUUCACUCUCCUCUUUCUACUCUCAUUUUUCUUCGCCGGAACCGUUACAUCCGAAGAGGACUGUGUCUACACGGUAUACUUAAGAACCGGGUCGAUCUUCAAGGCAGGAACAGACUCAAACAUCAUUCUCACGUUGUACAAUGCAAAAGGGUACGGCAUAAAAAUCAACAACCUUGAAGCAUGGGGCGGGUUAAUGGGUCCGGGUUAUAACUACUUCGAGCGGGGCAACCUUGAUAUAUUCAGUGGUAGAGCUCCUUGUUUGGAAGGACCCGUUUGCAAGAUGAACUUGACUUCAGACGGGUCGGGUGAUCAUCACGGUUGGUAUGUUAAUUAUGUUGAGGUAACUACAACUGGGGUCCACUCUCGAUGUGCUCAGAAGCUCUUCACGGUGGAACAAUGGCUGGCUACCGACAAGUCGCCGUAUGAGCUUUCUUUUGUUAAGGACAACUGCCCGUAUACGUUGGGUCAGGCCGAGGCGAAACUGAAGACGGUUGAUGCCGUCGGAUCCAGGUCUGGGUCUGAUUUCUCUAUCUUGGGCUCCACCGUGCGCGUGUAG